Drosophila yakuba is the source of this 477-nucleotide messenger RNA. RefSeq lists its product as uncharacterized. Bases 1 to 477 code for a protein of 158 amino acids. NCBI's taxonomy places the organism in Eukaryota, Metazoa, Arthropoda, Insecta, Diptera, Drosophilidae. The record is from RefSeq and is a predicted model, not a curated record. The transcript has 2 exons.
AUGAAACCGGGACUCGAAACCACCGACGAGGGCGAGGAGAAUGGCGACACACAGGAUCAUCGCGAGGGGGACCCACGACCGCUGCCCUAUGACUUCGAAAAGGAGCUCAUCCAAAGAUCCAACAGACACAUCCGACUUUACGAAACUUUUGUUCCAGUGAGUCAAGUUCAUCCGCUCACCCGGAAGUUUUACGCCCAGUAUGAGCAACGCCAGCCGGCGGAUACCUUAAGGUACCUACGACACACAUGGCCUGAGAAGCAUGUGGAGCGUCAAAGGCAGCUCGCGAAGGCGGUUCCCCUCCUGGAAUCGCAGGUGUACGGCUGGUUGCCGCUCAAAAGUGGAGAGCGGGCCGCCGAUCUGAACUUUCUGCAUGCCAAGAAACUGCGCUGCGGCAUGACUGUUCACGGGGAGCGCUUGAUCGCGGAGAGGAUUACGGCGCGACCUCCUUUUAACGGACUCAGAUUCCUGCUUCACUAA